This is a messenger RNA of Dermatophagoides farinae (American house dust mite), 1080 nucleotides long. Its product is annotated as histidine protein methyltransferase 1 homolog. The record is from RefSeq and is a predicted model, not a curated record. Gene Ontology annotation, molecular function: protein-L-histidine N-tele-methyltransferase activity. Gene Ontology annotation, cellular component: nucleus. Gene Ontology annotation, biological process: peptidyl-histidine methylation, to form tele-methylhistidine. NCBI's taxonomy places the organism in Eukaryota, Metazoa, Arthropoda, Arachnida, Sarcoptiformes, Pyroglyphidae.
AUGUCGAUUCUUGAUAAAGAAUAUGUGGAUAAAUUAUUCAAUGAAAUUCAAUUUAUUUUACAAGAUAAGGAAUCUGAUUCUUUUAUGAAAGAGAAAAAUAGAGGAAAUUUUCAUUAUAAACAAUUGAAUAAAAAUUUUUGUCAUCGUCUUGCACAACGAUUGAAUGAACAAUCCAUCGAAAGUGAUAAACACCGAACGAAAUUGAAUUCAUGGCUAGACAGUGAUGUGGAUGUCAUACCGAAUGAAUAUGAAGGUGGAUUUAAAAUCUGGGAAGGAUUAUCUGAUCUAAUCGAUUAUUUUGAGCAAGAUAAUUAUGAUUUCACCGAAUUGAAUACGGAUGAAUUCAGAAUUUGUGAUUUAGGUUGUGGUUCUGGUCUGCUUUCUAUUUAUUUAGCGAAAAAAUUGAGUCAUUCAAAUCCGAAAUUAAAAUUCCGAAUUUAUCUACAAGACUAUAAUGAACAGGUUAUAAUUUUUACCGUUCCAAAUAUCAUUGUUAAUGAUGAAAACAAUACUGCAGAACAAAUAAAAGUUAAUUACGAAUUUCUUUGGGGCGAUUGGCAGCAAAUAAACGAAUUUUUCAUUUCAAACAAAAUUAAACUCGAUUUAAUCGUCACCGCUGAAACAAUCUAUAAGGAGGAAAAUUUUUCAAAAUUGUCCAAUCUUUUUCAUGCAAACAUUCAUCAUCCAAAUGGUCGUGUAUUGAUUGCAAGCAAAAGUCAUUAUUUUGGAAUCGGUGGUGGAACGUAUUCAUUUUUAGAUUAUCUUGAUUCAAUUACCGAGACUACUAAUCAAUCAUUAUGUUUGAAGGGUGAUGUGGUCCAAGAAAUUGAUGCCUCGUUACUUCGUCAUAUUAUUGAAAUACGAUUAACCAAUAAAAAAUAAUCCCAGCAAGUCAAGCAAAUAUUUUUAUAUUUUUUAAUCAAUUCAAUUCCAAUGAUAAAUCAUUCAAUCAAUCCGUUUUAUAUGGCUUAUAUAAUCAAUAAUGUAAUUAAAAGGUGGCUGUUACCUGUCUUGUGAUUAGAAAGUGAUUAUUACUUUAUAAUAAAAAAAAAACAAAUAAUAAGCGAACAUGAUUUAUCU